Drosophila pseudoobscura is the source of this 3696-nucleotide messenger RNA. Its product is annotated as zinc finger protein 800. NCBI's taxonomy places the organism in Eukaryota, Metazoa, Arthropoda, Insecta, Diptera, Drosophilidae. The transcript has 5 exons. The record is from RefSeq and is a predicted model, not a curated record. The coding region runs from base 221 to 3124 and encodes 967 amino acids.
UUCUGGUGGUUCCGCGGGCACACUGUUAACAUAAACAAAAACUGCAAGAUGCAGGCAUUUUAAUUGAAAAAAAAAAAACACUUUAAUUACUCGUUAUACGAUAUUUAAGACAAGACAUCUGUUACGUGGAGAAAUAAAGAUAAGCCGGGGUAUUUGUUGCGGUUGAUGUUGGUUGUUUGCUGAUUGCGGGUGUUGACGAGGUAUUUGCCUUACCAGCGCUAUGAAGAAGCGGAGCAGUUGCAGUUCGGAGGCGUUCAAGGAGCAGCAGAUGGACAGUGACGACAUCAGCCUGCUCCAGCGACCAUUGCGCACGGCCCACACGGGCUUCGAGGAGGCGCGUCGAGCCUACGAGGAUGGCACUAACGAGGUGCGCCAGCUGCUCAGCCAGGAGUGCAGCCUCAUAUACGAGUGCAAAGUUUGCCGCAACAUGUUUCGCAGUCUUGCAAAUUUCAUCAGCCACAAGCGGGUCUUCUGCUGUGUGAGUGCCCGCACAGCCCAGCAGAACGGAUACACAGACCACAACUCCACCAUGAUCAUACAAACGGGCAACGCGUCAUCGCAUCAGGACAUUGAGCACAUGCUGCGUAGUCGUAGCACUGGCUGCUCGCCAGUUCCUCGCGAAGUUCGUCCCAUACGCGGUAGUAUGCGGGACCUGAGUGGCGUCAUCGAGCGUCUGCGACGCGAGAAGGCACCCUCGGCCGUGCAAAACACGCCCACGGUGCUGAAGCUGGAGUCGGUCCCGACCUCCAGUCAGGCCGUGUACCAAACGAUUAAAACCGAUGACCAGGAUGACAGCAUACGAACCGAAAUAAACGAGGUGCAUCAUAUGCUCAAUCCCGGAAGAACGAUUGUCGGCCCAGAUGGUAAGGCAAUGACCACAAUCAAAUGCGAGCGCCAAGGCGGCAGUGAAUCGGGCGAAACGGCCGAGCAAUCUAUCAGCGAUGACACAGAAGCAAACAUAUUGUGCGAGAUAUGCAACCUAACAUUUCAAACUCAUAAAACUCUGAAAGUGCACAUACAAAAGAAUCACUCGGCGUCGACGUUUGUGUUUCAGUGUCCAGCCUGUUCUGAGACCUUCCUGCAGGCUGCAGCAGUUAUACGUCAUUUAACCAACAAUCACAAGAAACCCACGCGUCGCAUUCGAAUGAUGCGUAGCAACAUUAUCAAGAAUCCCAUACAACAAGGAGACAUUCAGACCAAGGGGCCCUCGCGCGAGCUGAAGCGCCUUCAGAUGUCCGAUGACGUGGUUGGCUAUGCUCCAGAGCCGGCAGAUUCGAGUGGUGAGAAGCUUAAAAUUAUGUCACCGUGCAUUUACUGCGACAAGUCGUUCGAGCGUCGGGCCGCCUUGUCCACCCACCUGCUCAACUGUCGAGCCAAGCAGAAGGCGCUGGCCAAGCCUGCUCCUGGGGUCAAGAAGCUGAAAGCGAAAGCGAAAGCAAAUCUGAGCAAUGCCUCUAGUGUUGAUGGAGCUGAUGCAGAGAAUGCAACAGAUUCUGACGCCGUAGAUCUGUCGGCCAUCGAACGUACCAUUAAGCAGGAACCUGACGGCGACACGAUUGUUCUCAACGAAAUGUUUGCCGACGUGGCGAAGAAGAAUGACUCAUUCGUAACGGGGCUGCAUACGGUCUCACUGGACAAGCUUCACCUGCCCGACGAGUCCGACUCGGGCAGCGCCGGAUCUACCAAUACCAACAUCAGUGAGGAGUCGCUCGCGCAAGAGUCCAAUCCCGAUGAGACCAAGGCCAAGGUGAAGAAGAAGCGCAGUGUGCCCCUUGAGAAGCAACUGCGCUGCCGCUGCAAGCUGUGCAACAAGGAGUUCAAUGCCCUGGGCAACCUGCGUCGACACAUAUCUAUGUUCCAUUACAAGAAGUCACGCUUUGGCUGCAACAUGUGUAACUAUCGCGCUUUUCGUCGCUACGACAUUGUCAACCACUUGGGUUUCGUCCACAAGAUCGAAGGCGAUCGCGACCAGCUAACCGAGCAGUACGUGACGACCCACGCGUGCGAGUACUCGCGCGAAGAUGUGGAUGCCGAUAUAAUUUUGGUGGAUGAGGAGGAGGAAGCCGAUCGCCUGGCACUGGACGAGCUUGAGACCAAGCCACCAAUCAAGACAUACGAGAAACGGAUGAAGCGUGCUAAGACGUCUGAGCCAGCGGGAGACGCUAGUCUCAUAUUACCUUCGACUGCGAUAAAGAAGGAAUCCGACCUGGAACCGGCCGAUCCCAUCCCCAGCAAGAAGCGUCGCAAAUCACGCAUUCAGAUAUCUCCCGAUUCCGGCGACCAGACAACGGAGAAGCGUCCCACACGCAAGCGGGUCAAGGCGGUCAACAAGGACUUUGUGUACGAGAUGGUCCGUUCGAAGCAAGAUGGCUCCGGCACACUGACAGCACCAGCUCCCCUGGCCACGGAGUCCAUGCGCGCCAAGCUGCGCCGCCAUGCAGGCAACGACGAGAACAAACCAAAGCAAUGGGAGGCCUACAUAACAGAGGCCAAGAAGCCACUGGUUCAAGGUAUCACACGUCGCAUUAUGCUGGAGCUUGUCAGCCAAGGACGCGCAGUGUCUGCCACGCUGCCAGAGCUGCCAUCCGAGCGGCCGCAGAUACGACCGCGCCUCAUCUCUCACACACGCAGCGAAAGCCAGCAGCUGCAGCAGCAAGAUGUGGUGGAGCCCGAGAGUUUUUUUGAGAAGAUUGCAAAGCGUACGGCAGCCGGCGGCAAGGACGCCGUCAUAAGUAACCUGUGGAACAAGGUCAACACAGCGAGGGCCCAGCAGCAAGGGUUGCCCAAGAAGGAGGAAUCUAAAUCGGAGUGCCCAAUGGGGAGCACGCCGCCCAAUAGCAAACCGACUCCAAUGGAGUCACCGCCAUCGCCACCUCGCAAAAGCCAGGCCAACGUUUCAGCUGUGACACCCACCCAGGCGACACCGACAUCAACACCAACACCAAUGCCCAAGCCAGCGCCGUUUCAGUCAUCAUCCGCUGGUAUGGAAUGCCUGAGCAGCAACAGCAGCCAAGCGGCCAAAUUUCCGGCAUUACCGAAGCCGCCAUCCGUUCUACAGGCAGCUGCCAAUGGCACCAUCCAGCUCACAUUGGAUAGUCUCCUGCGCGCUGCCCUGCAGAACUGAGCGGAACCAGAAGAGGAAGCACACAACCGGAAAUGGAAACCGCACUCACUAUUUUCCACUGUUUUUGUCCCUUUCCUUCCAUUCUGUACGGUUUUCUUGAAACUUUGCGCUUUUCUUCCCAAUGGCGUUGCUGUCUCAUUUAACGUUUAAACACAUACAUGUAAUUCACUGGUGUCCUUAUUAUAUAAAAAGCAAGUAUGAAAUUAAGAAACAGAAACUAAGUAUCCCUAGAUGGUAGAUCGCUUAGAGUAUUACGCUAUGGAACAACCAAAACAUAUGGAAAAUUAUAGUAUAAUUUUGCAGAUAUUAUAGAGAAUGUUCGUUGUUUGCUGCCUGCUGAAUGGCAAGACUACAGAAUUUUUAAAAUGUUAUAGCUAAUAAUUUGUAUGUACCUAAUUUUAUAGAGAACUGCAAAACCCCCCCUAAAAUAAGGCCCCACAAUUUUAUAUAAAGUGUACAUAUGUACAUAGGAUAGGUAUUGUAUUGUAUUGUAUGUACAACAGGCUGCCCUGCCCGGCUGCUACUUUAGUCGUACGAUAUACUGUAUACUGUAUGCUAAAACCAAACCAAAA